Coturnix japonica (Japanese quail) is the source of this 2997-nucleotide messenger RNA. RefSeq names its product glutamine--fructose-6-phosphate transaminase 2 (gene GFPT2). The record is from RefSeq and is a predicted model, not a curated record. Gene Ontology annotation, biological process: protein N-linked glycosylation; carbohydrate derivative biosynthetic process; UDP-N-acetylglucosamine metabolic process. Gene Ontology annotation, molecular function: carbohydrate derivative binding; L-glutamine:D-fructose-6-phosphate transaminase (isomerizing) activity. NCBI's taxonomy places the organism in Eukaryota, Metazoa, Chordata, Aves, Galliformes, Phasianidae.
UGCGUGCCUUUCCUGUGCUGCCUUGUAGGAGCUGAGCUGAGUGAUGUGGGGCAGGCGAAGGGAUCCGAUGUCUGUGCAGGGUUUGGCAGCAGCUUUGUGUGAGGCAGCGCCAGGGGUGAGCUCUUGGUUUUUGGGAAUUUUUGCUUAUCUGAACUACAGAGUGCCUCGGACUCGGAAGGAAAUCUUUGAAACCCUGAUAAAAGGAUUACAGAGACUAGAAUACAGGGGAUACGACUCUGCAGGAGUGGCAAUUGAUGGAAAUAAUAAUGAAGAUAAGGAAAGGUUUAUCAAACUGGUCAAGAAAAGAGGAAAAGUAAAGGCCCUGGAAGAAGAGUUGUACAAACAAGAUGGCUUGGAUUCCAAAGCAGAUUUUGAAACACAUUUUGGAAUUGCUCAUACUCGCUGGGCGACCCAUGGAGUACCAAGUGCAAUAAACAGUCACCCUCAGAGAUCAGAUAAAGGGAACGAAUUUGUUGUUAUCCAUAAUGGAAUCAUCACAAAUUACAAAGACCUGAGAAAAUUUCUGGAAAGCAAAGGCUAUGAAUUUGAGUCUGAAACAGAUACAGAAACGAUCCCUAAGCUGAUCAAAUAUAUGUAUGACAACAGAGAGAGUGAAGACACCAGUUUUUCAGCUUUGGUAGAAAGAGUUAUUCAACAGUUGGAAGGUGCUUUUGCAUUGGUUUUCAAGAGCAUCCAUUAUCCAGGUGAAGCUGUUGCUACCAGGAGAGGGAGUCCUUUGCUCAUUGGAGUUAGAAGCAAGUACAAACUUUCCACUGAACAGAUUCCUGUUUUAUACAGAACAUGCAACAUUGAGAAUAUGAAGAACAUGUGCAAUUCACGAAUGAAAAGACUGGACAGCUCUACUUGCCUGCAUGCUGUUGGGGAUAAGGCAGUAGAAUUUUUCUUUGCUUCGGAUGCAAGUGCUAUCAUUGAGCACACCAACAGAGUAAUUUUCUUGGAAGAUGAUGACAUUGCAGCAGUGACUGAUGGGAAGCUUUCAAUUCAUCGUCUGGAGCGUUCAGCCAGUGAUGAUCCUUCCCGGGUCAUUCAAACCUUGCAAAUGGAAUUGCAGCAAAUCAUGAAGGGUAACUUCAGUGCGUUCAUGCAAAAGGAAAUUUUUGAACAACCAGAAUCAGUUGUCAACACUAUGAGAGGCAGGGUGAAUUUUGAGAACAGCACAGUUCUGCUGGGGGGCCUGAAGGACCAUUUAAAAGAAAUCAGAAGAUGCCGAAGACUGAUCAUUAUUGGCUGUGGGACCAGUUAUCAUGCUGCAGUAGCUACUCGGCAAGUACUGGAAGAAUUAACUGAAUUACCCGUGAUGGUAGAACUUGCUAGUGACUUCUUGGACAGGAACACACCUGUGUUCAGAGAUGACGUCUGCUUUUUUAUAAGUCAGUCAGGUGAAACUGCAGAUACACUUAUGGCUUUGAGGUAUUGCAAAGAACGCCGUGCUCUAACAGUUGGCAUCACAAACACAGUUGGAAGCUCAAUAUCCAGAGAGACUGACUGUGGUGUGCAUAUCAAUGCAGGACCUGAGAUAGGUGUGGCAAGCACAAAGGCUUAUACCAGCCAGUUUGUGUCUCUUGUGAUGUUUGGCCUCAUGAUGUCUGAAGACAGAAUUUCUUUGCAGAAAAGAAGAAGGGAAAUCAUUAGUGGACUAAAAUCAUUGCCAGAGAUGAUUAAAGAAGUCUUGUCCUUGGAUGAGAAGAUACAUGACUUGGCUCUUGAACUAUACAAACAAAGGUCACUGCUGGUUAUGGGUCGUGGAUAUAAUUAUGCCACUUGUCUGGAAGGAGCUCUGAAAAUAAAAGAAAUCACCUAUAUGCACUCUGAAGGUAUCUUAGCUGGUGAGCUUAAACAUGGUCCACUAGCCCUAAUAGAUAAACAAAUGCCGGUUAUCAUGGUCAUAAUGAAGGAUCCUUGCUUCACCAAGUGCCAGAAUGCUCUGCAACAGGUCACAGCUCGACAGGGUCGUCCAAUCAUCCUGUGUUCUAAGGAAGACACGGAAAGCUCAAAAUUUGCCUACAAAACCAUUGAGCUGCCUCAUACGGUUGAUUGCCUUCAAGGAAUCUUGAGUGUUAUUCCUCUCCAGUUGCUUUCAUUCCACCUGGCUGUUCUCAGAGGAUAUGAUGUGGAUUUUCCAAGGAAUCUGGCCAAAUCGGUUACUGUAGAAUAACAGCCAAGAACAGUGGAUAUUUUUGUUACCAGACUCUGUUAUGCUUGUGGAAAUGUGUUGUUCUGAAUCAAUAGGUACACGUUUUUCAAAGGGAAUGAGAGUGAUAACUGGCAGGUGUCAGAAGGAUUUACCUUGCAGCUUUAAAAGCUUCCAAUGUGCCUUGUUACCCAAGUGCUUUUGCUCACAGCAAAUGUUUCUAAGUCCCAAAAUUGCCAAAGGAUAAGAUAAAAAUCAUUGUUUACACAUGAUAUACUGAAUGAACUUUUCUACUGUGCAAUAUAUAUAUAUAUACAGCUCUCUUCAGAGUAACUGUGAACGUUUUUUUUUUAGCCUACACUACUUAACUAGUUUUAAAGAUAAAGUAUUUAUAAGUACAACUGUAUAGCUUUUCUUAAGUUAUUUUUUUAGUAUGUUGCUUAUCGAUAGCAUUGGUAAUAAUGAGCUGACAUGCUCAGCGCUCAUGGCAAGUUUGUGUACAGUUUUAUAGGGGUUUUUCUACUACAUCCUCAAACUGGAAAUAGGUUCUUCUCUUCCUCCCAUCUUCCUACCCCCCUCUCCUAUGGUUUACACCUGGUUUGUAUUUCACCACCUUUUGCAAAGAGUUCCUGUGGCUGUCAAUUCUCAGCUGUGUUUUAGCUCCUCCUCCUGCUUUCAGCUGUAACACCAUGAGAAGGCCCAGCAGCGUUUUGUAUCUCAUUGCCUGCUUUGUACAGGGCAAUUAAAUAAGGGAACUGCCAAAAUAAGGGUACCUUCCAAAAGGUGCUUAUGAUUGAAGUGUGUACAAUGUAAUUAAUAUGCAAUUAAAGAAAAUAUUAUACAGA